UGUUCCGGCAAAAAUCGCGCGGCAGACAGUUAUAAAGUCGAGAACAGAUAUAAAAAAAGAUACAAUGGGAUCGACGAAGAUAGCAUUCUUUGUCACGCUGGCGGUGUUUCUAUUACUCGUAGAGGAUAUCCAGAGCUGUCACUGCCCACCAAUCUCUUUUCAGGACAGUUUUUGUGACUCUCCUUUUGCAAUAAAAGGCUUCGUGGAAAAUGGCGAAGAGGUGUGGAGUAGUUUUGGCACACGAAUGUAUACCCGUUACACAGUUCAAAUUGAACAAGUGUUUAGGAAGCCAGAGGAUGAAACUAAAAGAACAGGAAACGAGAUGAUCAUUUCAGUGCCGUAUGAAUCCUCUAUGUGUGGGAUGACUCUGACGGAAGGUCGCCAUUACUUCCUCACAGGAUUCAUAUAUCCAUCUGACCGUGAGAAGUACCAGGUGACCGGGUGUGAACUGGUUCAGUUCUAUGAAACUCUGACACCUCAACAGGUCGACGGUAUCUCUGGGGGAUACGGGUGUAGCCUGUAACAGGAAUAAAGAAGAAAAUAUUUGCUUUCAUCUGACCCCUGCUUAUGAUGUCUCCAUGAAAAUUUAUUUAGCAAAGAUUCCUUCU
Messenger RNA from Mizuhopecten yessoensis (Yesso scallop), 608 nucleotides. Its product is annotated as metalloproteinase inhibitor 3-like. Gene Ontology annotation, biological process: negative regulation of membrane protein ectodomain proteolysis; negative regulation of endopeptidase activity. The coding region runs from base 65 to 523 and encodes 152 amino acids. Gene Ontology annotation, molecular function: metalloendopeptidase inhibitor activity; protease binding. Gene Ontology annotation, cellular component: extracellular matrix. The transcript is spliced from 6 exons. NCBI's taxonomy places the organism in Eukaryota, Metazoa, Mollusca, Bivalvia, Pectinida, Pectinidae. The record is from RefSeq and is a predicted model, not a curated record.